Molecule: messenger RNA, 1330 nt
Organism: Prorocentrum cordatum
Lineage: Eukaryota; Dinophyceae; Prorocentrales; Prorocentraceae
Source: the annotation of a GenBank genome assembly
GUGCGGAGGUGGCGUUGUGACCAUUGCGACGCCUCUUUCUCGGUCGGGCCAGGCGACGUCAUGGGCGCCUGCCCAUCGGCGCUCCGUUGCGCGGACCCGCGGCGGCUUUCUUGCGGUUUUCAUGUCACGAGGCCCUUCCUGAUGAUGGUCUUGCAGAAGUUCAUGGAGGUCCUGAACCUACGCACGGAUAGGCGAUUCCUGGGAAUCGUGAGCUUCGGCAGCGCAUGCGCCUCGGAUAUCCACGUGUAUUCUGGCCCCGCAGUGAAGGGCGACGUCGAUGGCGACGGCGCGCCCCGCUGGUCCCACCGCGCGCGGCCUAUCACGAAUGUCCGCGCGUGGACAUGCAUCGGUGCCCUCGAGAAACCCGCGGCAUUGGCGCCUGCUAGCCAUUCGACGGACGUGUACGAGGGGCGCCGGACAUUGCUGCAGUCGCUCUACCAGAGUAAGUUUCCAUCCUUGCGUUUUCGGGUGCACCCCAAGGCGCCUCGGGAGUGUUCUGCGGCGGCCGCGCAAGGGCCGGGCGCGAUCGUCACCGGCGAGCCCAUGCAUUGGUUCUUCGAGGUCAGGCGCCUCGCCACGUGCAUCGCCAAUGACGCCGAGAUUUUCCUGGCAGAGGCGGCGCUGGACCCUGUCAACAUGGAGCGCGUCUGGACUUUCCUUGCCCAGCCUUGUUGCGGAAAGGCAGCCACGUGGAAGCGCUUAUCUGGAUCGCAGACGCCCAGGGGCGCGCUGGCCCGAAUCGCUCGCCUUUGCGGUGCCCAGCUGGACAGCUCCGCCUCGCGCAGCAACUACCGCGCCGCCAAGGCCUCCAAAGCCGAGCUGACGCGCGUGCAGCGCUGGUACCGGCCAGGGCGCCGACAGCGGCGGUGGCGCACUGGCAUCGCGCGCGACCGGCGGCAGGCCGAGGUUGUCAAGGGCGCGCGCAGCGUCAUCGCGAAAAAGGUGCGCGACCACAUCCGCAGGAUGCGCCGCCGCGUCAAGGUCGAGGGCCCGAUGAACUGGCGGGAAGUUGCGCUCGCCGCGCGGCAGGCUGGCAUCCCCGUCCAAUCUGGAACUCUCCCAGUGGAGCGCCCGUGGUCUUGCCUCGAGGACAGAAUGCCUUCAGCAGCGCGGGGCGCGUCGCUCCGCUGGUUCCGCGUCCUGAGCAUGGUCAUGUUCCUCCGCUACAACUACGCGCACUUCAACAAGGACAACCUGCCGACGAUGGCAGAUCGCGACCAUCUGCUCGGCCAGCGCCUGGCGACGAUCGCCAUGCUCGCACGGGCUGCCAAUGAGCCCGACCAGGGCUUGUCGCAUCUACCGCCCUUUUUCGCCCCGUUCGGCUCGCGUU